Messenger RNA from Amblyraja radiata (thorny skate), 6388 nucleotides. RefSeq names its product septin-11. Gene Ontology annotation, molecular function: GTP binding. The coding region runs from base 289 to 1575 and encodes 428 amino acids. Lineage: Eukaryota; Metazoa; Chordata; Chondrichthyes; Rajiformes; Rajidae. The transcript has 10 exons. The record is from RefSeq and is a predicted model, not a curated record.
AUUCCCUUUUGCGUUUCAAUUGCAGCUCUCAGGGGCGCUCGGCGUGGCCGUUCGCCGUGGGGUUUGUUGGGGGUGAACGGUCCUCGGUGAGUGGACAAGUGUGCGUGGUUGCAUGAGGCGGAGCAGCGGUUGCAGGCGGCGGCUGCAGACUUGGCCGCACCCUCCGCGCGCCGCUCCGGGCUGCCAUAUUGCGCGAGCUCCGGGCCGCCAGUCCCGGGACAGACAGGAGCGGAGAUCCGUGCAAACCAAACAACGCAGCGGCCGCGGUAAACGCCAGCAGCAAGCGGGAUGGCUGCGCUCGUCGGAAGGAAGCCAUCUCAGUGUGAAGACCUACGAAACGUGAAUCUUUCUGGUCAUGUGGGAUUUGAUAGCCUUCCAGAUCAGUUGGUCAACAAGUCCACAACUCAUGGGUUUUGUUUCAAUAUUCUUUGUGUAGGUGAAACUGGUAUUGGUAAAUCAACGUUAAUGGACACAUUGUUCAAUACUAAAUUUGAAAAUGCACAAGCAUCGCACAACGAGCCUGGUGUCCGGUUAAAGUCUCGCAGUUACGAAUUGCAGGAGAGCAAUGUACGGCUAAAGCUGACCAUUGUAGAUACAGUGGGCUUUGGGGAUCAGAUAAACAAGGAAGACAGCUACAAGCCUAUUGUUGAAUACAUUGAUGCACAGUUUGAAGUAUACCUUCAGGAAGAAUUGAAAAUCAAGCGUUCGUUCUACAACUAUAAUGACUCCAGAAUUCACACCUGCCUAUACUUCAUUGCGCCCACAGGACACUCACUAAAAUCUCUUGAUCUUGUUACCAUGAAAAAAUUAGACAGCAAGGUGAAUAUAGUCCCUAUAAUUGCCAAAGCCGACACAAUCUCAAAGAGCGAACUACAUAAAUUCAAGAUCAAAAUCAUGAGUGAAUUAGUCAGUAAUGGCGUGCAGAUUUACCAGUUCCCAACGGAUGAUGAAACUGUUGCGGAAAUCAAUUCAACAAUGAAUGGUCAUCUUCCAUUUGCUGUUGUUGGCAGCACUGAAGAAAUUAAGAUUGGAAAUAAAAUGGCGAAAGCUCGACAAUAUCCUUGGGGAAUUGUUCAGGUGGAAAACGAAAACCACUGUGACUUUGUGAAGCUUCGUGAAAUGUUGAUUCGUGUAAAUAUGGAGGAUCUGAGGGAGCAGACACAUGCUCGUCAUUAUGAACUGUACAGACGAUGUAAGCUGGAGGAAAUGGGAUUUAAAGACACCGAUCCUGACAGCAAACCAUUCAGUCUGCAGGAGACCUACGAGGCAAAGAGAAAUGAAUUCUUAACUGAGCUGCAGAAAAAGGAGGAAGAGAUGAGACAAAUGUUCGUCAUGAGGGUAAAAGAAAAGGAGUCUGAGCUAAAGGAGGCUGAGAAAGAGCUUCAUGCAAAAUUUGAUCACCUGAAGAAGACGCAUCAGGAUGAGAAGAAGAAACUCGAGGAUAAGAAGAAGGAGCUGGAGGAUGAAAUGAACGCUUUCAACAAAAGGAAAGCAGCAACUCAGUGGCUGCAAUCACAGGCUCAGCAAUCUUCCCAGACAAGCAAAAAGGACAAGAAAAAUUCAAGCUUCACAUAAGCAACCCUGGCCAAGUCAAGGAUGCCAUCCUAUACAUCUGCUUAGCUGUAAUGCAUCUUUCAUCAAAAUGUCCAUCCAUUUAAAAAAAGAAAUAACACUGACAGAUCAUUAACAAUUGUCUUUUAAUAGGAAAUUCCUUUAGUGUGCAUUCCAUGAGGUGAAGAAGGGGUGCACUUUGUUUUUGAGAGGGCAUAGUGGGAAGUAAAGUCUAACACAAACCGUAGUUUAUGCAAUAAUUAUUAUCUUCAACAUUGUAUGCAGGGCUUUGGAAGGCAUUGAGCAGGGAUGAAACAAUGCAUAUAGAUCCUUUCCCAUGUGGAGUAUUCGGGAAACCAUAUCCGAUGAAAUAAUUUCCAGCUCCCUACUUUAUCAGUAGUACAAUGUGAACUUUACUGUUUUUACUAUAAGAAAUGUGCUAGCAAGUGGAAAAAGUAUAUUUUAUGUCAUCUGGUGCUUCUUAGUUCCAUGGGGCAUAUUUUUGUAAUUUGUGUUUUUCUGUCAAUAAGGUGGCGUUUAAAAUAUUAUUUGUACUCUUAGUAUAUGUACACUAAAGCUGUUUAACUUGAUGCUGUAUUUCUAUUUGGGCAAAUUCUCCCUCAUGGAUCCCUCUCCUCAGAUAUGUUGAUGAUUAAUCCCUUCUGCUGGUGUGCAUUAUGCUUCUGUUUUUGAUGCUGAUCUGUUUUCUGGCUUGGUGAUGCCUCUCCUCCACUGCUUUUAAAACAAGUUUUCACAGAUUCGGAAUUUUCAGUGGCAGGUUUCAGAUAAUCUUACCAACCACGUGGCUCUGGGAAGGAGAGGUGAUACCCACCUUGAGGUAUGCAUGGACAAUCCUAACAACAGCCUACAUUUACACUUGAGCAUUCCAGUCACAAGAGCUGAUAGCUGAUCAACAGUCACUCUAAAACUUUACACAUUAAAAGAUGCAAAAUUGGACCUAAUCUAUUGAAUGAAACUCUCAUCUUUUAGCAGAAAUCUAAUUUGGAGAAACUAUUUAAAAAUAGAUUGUUACCAUAGUGUACCAUUUAAACUGGUAUCAAAUUUCUUCUUGGGGUUGAAUUCUUAUCAGUGGAUUCUUGUGUUUUCCCUGUGAUAUUUCCUUUUAAACAUACAUACUGAUAAAAACUUAACAUAGUUAGAUGGUAGAAUGCCCAUUAACUCAGUAGCUCUUUACUUCAAAUUCAGAAGCAGCAUGUCCUUCAGUCAGCCUCAGUUUAACAGUCUUUCCCCAUGUCAGCUCCGAGCUAUGAAAAUGGUGUUCAUUAUUCAACCAUGGAGAAAGGAAGAAUAACUUAACCCAUUGUCCCUCCAGAAUAUUUUCCAAGUAUAUUAUCACAUAGUAUUAAAGCCCAUCAUUUCUUAUAACUCUCUAAAGCACCCCCAUUCCAAAUAAAUAUGGGGGGGGAUAAACAAUAUUAGAGUAAUUAAAUCCCUAACUACAGGUUUUCCUAAUGACUUUAUGCCAGGAAAAAAUAUAUAUAUAUUAAUUCAACUAUAUUUUUGAAGACAUGUUCGUCAAGUGAGAAUGCAUUUAACUAUAUAGCUUUCCUGGAGCAUAUUGGCUGAUUACCCUGGCAUCUGUUUUAUUUUGUUUCUGUAAGUCUUCUGCCUUGUUUUCACAGUAAUCCUUGGCUCUGCACGGAAUAACUAAUACCCCCACAAAUCUAGUUGGAUUAUACUUUCACCCUUGCAUGUAAGUAUGGGAGUUGAAGUUGCUCGUAUUUUUGGCAAUGAAACAUAGCUGAAAAGAUUUGCUGGUCUGUGCUCUGAGCUAUUCUUACUGGAUUGGUUCAGAACAUUCCCAGAGCAAACUAAUAUCUUCCACCAGCUUCCUCUCACUCCUCUUUUGUUGCGCUCUGUAUAGUGCCUUUAAGACCUGCCACAUUUUGUUUUGCAUUCGCUGUGCUCCACCACUUUCAUGAGGUAAAUGCUGAUAAUUUUCAGUAUAUAAACUUCUAAUGCAUUUUUGUAUGAAUUCCAGCCUUUUAAAUGAGCCUGUCGUUAAAUAUGAUUGUUAUUUCUUUAAAAUGCACCAUUACAUACAUAUGUUUACCUCGUCCAGGUGUUUCUAAAUUGCUUAUGUGCAUUUCUAAAGAGAUGAAGUAUGCAUACACAAUCUAUGCAUUUGUAGACUUCCUACUUUCUAUUUGAGUAUUUUCAUCAGGAGAGGAAAUUAGUAAAUCCUUGAAUAUAUUUCACAGAUCUCAAAAGCUAUACUUAAGUUGUGUAUUUUUAGCUUAUAGUUUUAUCACUAUUGGAAUAAUCAUGAAGUUACAGUGGUACAUUUUGAUUAUUAUUUGAAAAUACUAAGCUAUUAGUUAUAUCCAUAUUUUGAGUAUUCUAGAGCACAUUGAUAUAAUGGUGACAGCACUGAUGCAUUUUAUUCAAAUAUAUGUUUUGUUUGACUUCUGUGUGGUGUGUGAAGUGUUUUUUUUUUUAAUGUUCCACCAAACAUUAUGCAUUUGGAGAUUGUACCAAAGCCGCUUGUGACACUAAUCCAAUUGGCCUCAGAAAUGGGAUCCCAGACCCAAAUAUCUUGCAUCCUCUGACUUUUUUUGUGCUUGUACGUGUUUUCUUUACAUUGUAACAUUUUAUUGUGGUCUUACUUUUUCUUUGUUAAACUGCUGUGUCCUUUUUUCCUUGUUGGUGUACUAUUGUAUGCUUACAAAAAAUGUUUUAUCGUGUCAAUGUGCUCUUUCGGUAAACCUGCAUUCUCAUCAUGCUUUUGAUUGAAAUUGUCACUUGUGGAUUUCUGGUUUUGACCAUUUAUUCACUAUUCUACAUGAUUAUUAGUGGGAAGGAAACGUUUUUUUCUCUUCACAGGAUAAGGAAAUCAACAUGCCAAUUCCAAUUUAUGGCUCAAAAAUCGUAAGGAUGGUUUACGGUCAAUUGUUUAAUUUUUUGGUUAAAAAUAAUUUAAUGGGCCUGUCCCACUUACACAACUUUUUCGGCGACUGCCGGCACCCAUCAUAGGUUGUUGCAGGUUGCUGAAAAAUUUCAACAUGUCGCCGGGGUGUCUCCUGUAUGGUCGUGAGUAGUCUCCUCAGUCACCUGGUCUUUCUGGUCGCUGCUGGAUUUCCAACAUGUUGAAAAUUUUCGACGACCUAUGAUGGGUACCAGCAGUCGCCGAAAAAGUUGCGUAAGCGGGGCAGGCCCAUAAGUUUCCCAUGCUCUGUAGAUAAAUGUCAGUUGGCAUCGUGGUAGAGGUACUGCAAUUAUUUUUGGCAGGGUGCAAUCUGCUACUUCUUGAAGGAAAAAAUCUGGGGCGGUAUUGGGACUUGUGAUGCCCGCUGCAGGUUAAUAUUCUGCUUCUGGUGGUGAAAUAAUCAGAAGGUAGUUAGCACCAGGGAACUACACACGCAAAAGACAACAGUGAGCUGAAAGAUUGACUCGCAUGACUUUGGUCUUAUUCCACUAAUCUGUCUUUUCAAAUAAUUUAAUUUGUGCACAGAUUUUGCAGUUUCAUCCCAGGCUUUGGAAGUGCAGUUGUUUUUAUUAGAUUCUGCACUUUUUAAAAUUCUCCUCCCUGCCCCCCCCCCCCCCCCCCCCCCCCCCUCUCUUCACUGUUUAACCAAUAUUCUUUCUUUAACUUUCCUCUAUAGCUUCUUUAUCUAAUUGUCCUGCUGCCUGUUCCCUUCUCCACUGGACAAGAUUCCCAAAGCUUUUGAAGAGCUACAAUAUAUUCACACACCACGCAGAAGAAUUAUUUCUUUGUUCAUCAUUUUAUCUCUUUGCUCCUUGCUGGUUACAAUUCUUGUACUGUAGCAUGUUAGAUAUGUAAGUAUUUUAUACAUUUCAUAUGGAAAAAUAUCCAAAACUAUUCUAUGUGAACGGACCAAGAUCAGACGAUGCAUUAUUUAUAAACACCUGACCUUCUCUAAGUUUAAGGUCUGUCUAAUGUAAAAUUUAAUGGUGGUGCUUCUGGUAACUUGCUCUAAUCAUAUUGUUUAGGUCUGUUUUUAUAGCAUUGUGCUUUUUUGCUUUUCAAAUAUGCCUAAACCCACUUAUUCAGAUUGCAUGUGCUUUUGGGUUGAUCAGAAUUCUGACGAACAUCUGCAAAUUGAAUUAGUGGGUUAAAACAAAUCAACUCUCAAAUGUGUUCUUAAAAUGUUGACGCGUGAUAUUAUUGUCACAUAGUUUUCAGAGGGGAAAUAGAGGAUUUAAAAUAAAAUUACAUGGAUUUUUUUUUGCUUAAGUUUUAAUGUUAAACCAAGACCAUUUUAAUCAAUAUUGCAUCCAACUAAUGUUUUUUUAAAGAUUUUUGCAAAAUGCAUCACCUUUACCAUCUCUGGAUUUUGCCGUUUUGAAAACUUAAAAUGCAAAUUACUAACCUUAUACAUUUGUGAACUUGGCAUCAUUGUUGCAGUUAUAUUUGUUUACUCAUGUAACAGUGGUCAGUAAUUGAAAGCAUUUCAAAAGAUCACUUUAAGGUGGACAGAGGGAGUAUUUUCUGUGUACAAAUAGAGCUACCCAGCUUAAAUCCCACCUUCUAACACUUGGGUGUGAAGCUCUGCAGAUCACUGCUCUUCAAAUGUACCUUUCUACUUUAAAACAGUAAGGGUGAAAUAUUUUCUAACAGUUAAAGUGCAAAUAACAUAUUCUAGUUUAGUGUAAAUAUAUUGAGGAAGUGAAGGCUGCAAUCCUGAUGUGGUCCUGGAUGAAAAAUUGUCUUCAGUAUAACCACACUGGCUUUUCAGGUGUGCAGUGUUCUGACUCUGUUAAGUAUGCUUUCCUGUAACAGACAAUUGUAUAAAGACUUGUUUGGAGACUGUGAAGUGAAAUUUUACAACAAAAUAAAGUGAAUUUAAAACCAUAA